AUGAGUGCUUUUGGCUUGAUACAAAUUGGCCUCAUACUGUCAAGCACCACCAUCAUCUCCAGUCUUCAGUGCAACCACCUCCCUUUGCAGCAAAGAAAAGUGAUCAAGAACAGCCUGCGACUCUUGGAUAAAAUGGGAAAAAAGUUUCCUGAACAAUGUCUAAGAGAGAAAAUGUCCUUCAGAUUUCCUACACAGGUUCUACAGCCCAGGCAGAAAGAGACUGUUGGAGUUGCCAUUGAAGAGAUAUUCCAACAUAUCUUCUAUAUCUUUAGCAAAAAUCUGACUCUAGCUGCUUGGGAUGGAACAGCUUUGGAUCAGUUCCAAAAUGGGCUUUAUCUGCAGAUUGAGCAAUUGGAGGCAUGUGUAUUUAAAAAGCACACUCAACACCACCGGAGUAAAGAAGCCAGCAGGCUGAAACUGAAAAAGUACUUCCAAAAAAUAGACUGUUUUCUUAAAGACAAACAACAUGACCUGUGCUCUUGGGAGAUCAGCCGUGCAGAAAUGAGGAGAUGUCUCCAAUUGAUUGAUAAGGUGACAAGGAAGCUUAAAAACUAA
Molecule: messenger RNA, 555 nt
Organism: Pseudopodoces humilis (Tibetan ground-tit)
Lineage: Eukaryota; Metazoa; Chordata; Aves; Passeriformes; Paridae
Product: interferon kappa-like
Biological process (GO): defense response
Cellular component (GO): extracellular region
Molecular function (GO): cytokine receptor binding
Source: RefSeq, a predicted model, not a curated record